GGGAUGGGUAUUCUCCAGCCGGGGAGCAGAGCUUCAGUCUCGGCAGCCAGGAGCAACAGCAGCAGCGCUGUCUGUCUCCCCAUCAGCGUCACCGCCACACGCCUGCAUCCCAUUUUGGACUAGACACCCCGUGCAGUGAAACAGUCUACGGGCACGAUCGUGUGUGUGUGGUUGUGUGAGCGCGCGUGCGCGCUUGUGUGUCAUUCGUGGAGCAAAUAAAACCCAGCAGCUCGAGAAGGGUGACACAACGAACGAAGGAGCGAAAGAGGGGGUACAGUCGGUGGCAUGGAGCAGAGGUGUGUGCGCGUUUCUUCACGGAGGCGCGACUCUGGGCUGUGGUGUCUGACGGACGCAGAGAGAUGCUGUGAGCUCUGGUAUUAGCAGGCAGCUGCGCACCGAGCCACUCUCUCUUCUCCCUCCCUCCCCUCUCCUCCCCAGCAUCGCUGCUCUCUCCUCGCUCCGACCAUUCGCUGAAACUGGGGAAUCGGCUCCACACGGCUCGUUUUGCUCACUAUCGCUGGCGUCCUACACGGGGAUUUGACACAACCAGAGAGAUGCUCCUUUUCUGGAGGAAGGCCACUGGAUUCAAAAGUAUUAGUGACUCUCUGCAUGGGCUGUGGUUUUAGUGAUUGUGAGCUGGGCUCCUACUGUCAAGCACAGGUUGAUUGUGCUUGGCUCACUGACGCUGUAUUCCCAGCCAACUUCUCCUUUCACUAGAUGAUAAAAAAAAGUCCACAGGAUUGCCAUCCAUGGUUUCUGCCCUAAUCAAAACUAUAUCAGCCUACAUUGAAAAGAUUUGCAAAGGAAUGUUUACAAAGAAAUUGGCAAACCCAAUAAAGAAGAAAGAGAGAAGUGAAAAUAAAGAGCCUAAAUUGACCACUGAUUUGCAAGUACACAAUCUAACUCUCUCUACCACACUGAAGACUACCGUUAAAAAGAUUUCCAAAUGCUCUUCAGCACGUAACAUUUCGCUCGAAGAAGACGACGGAAAGAACGACUGUUCAUCUCUGUCACCCACUUUCAGUUAUCGUGUAGCUAUAGCAAAUGGACUCCCAAAAAGUUCUCUUUUUUUGAAUAAUAAUGAAAGCAUCUUUCCCGAGGUUCUUUCGAUUGACAGUAGUUACUCUGACUCCUUGAGUGACACAAAACCCAUCCGGAGACUGGAUGAGCAUAAAUCGCACACUAUGCCAGUAAGACGAAACAGGAAGAGCCUCAUCAGUUUGGCUCCCUCGGAUGGUAGCUCCGAAGGUGAAAGAGGGGAGCGCUCCAGUCUACACACACUUAGGUUGGGAGCUCUACGCAAGUUAAGAAAAUGGAAAAAGAGCCAGGAAUGUGUCUCCUCAGACUCCGAAGUGAGCAAUUGGAGGAAAACUCUAGGCAUUCGGAGCAAAUCCUUGGACCGUGCUGGACGGCAACAAAAGAGCUCAACCCUCGAGCCUGGCUCAUCCUCAACAGGUUGCAUCAGUCAAACACAGGAUGUAAUGGAAAUGAUCUUUAAGGAGCUACAGGGGAUCAGCCAGAUAGAGACAGAACUAUCUGAGCUUCGUGGCCAUGUCAAUGCCCUUAAAAGCUCAAUUGAUGAGAUCUCCAGCAGUGUGGAAGUAGUUCAGAGUGAGAUUGAACAGCUUCGCUCUGGAUUUGUCCAGUCAAGAAGGGAAACUCGUGAUAUCCACGACUACAUAAAACAAAUUAGUCACCAGGCCAGUAAUUCCACCUUGCGAUUCCUCAAUGUUCCUGAAGAAAAGUCAGAGAAAACAGAGAGUCUAAUUUAUAAAAUAAUAAAAGACAAAAUGGGUUUUGUUGACGCUCAUAAAACAAUUAAAAUUGAACUUGCUCAUAGAUUAGGGCAACAAAGAGAAUGUUCUAAUGCUAAACCCCGCCCUAUUAUUGUUAUUUUUGCAACACCCCAAGAUAGAGAUGUAGUCUUAAAAAAGUGCUAUAAACUUAAAGGAACUGGCAUUACCGUGUCUACUGAUAGCUUAACUCAUGAUGGAAAAGAGAGAAAAGACAAACUGUCAUCCUCUCAAACUUAUGAAAGCAUGGAUAUAAAGAUCUCAGGAAAGGAUAAAGUCGUGGAGAGUGAUGACUGGGACUCAAUGGACAGUGACAAAGAACUGGAUGAAUUAAGCAGAAAUAAAUAUGCAAUGGUGAUUUCAAAGCCUGUUCACAAGAGCAAAUCAGAGAAGAGGCGGUCCCAUGAUCAUACCCGGUCAGGAGAUGAGGCUGGCUACUCAGGCACAGUUCACUAUGCUGAUGACCCUUACUAUGAUCCAGACAAGCAUGCAAAGGCUUACUAUUCUGAUCUGACCCCUGGUUGGCUUUCCCAGAGUGACUACUCCACUCCAAAACUCAGCCGCUCUGAGUCUGACUGCUCAAAACUUUGCCAGUCAUACUCAGAAGACUUUUCAGAGAGUCAGUACUUUACACGGGCAAAUGGCUGCUCCCUGCUGUCCUCCUCAGAUCAGGAACUGUGGCAAAGAAAACAGGAAGACAUGGCUUCCUCCUGGUAUGCUAGCCCCAGUCACGCUCUUAGCCACGAUAAUCAAGCUUAUGAACAUAAUGAGGUCGAGACUACGGAAACUAUUGACAGCGGAGUUAGCAACGGACUUGUCUGUAUGUCAAGGGAUAGAAGUCACUACAGUGGCUCUCAGCUUUCUCUGCAAGGUGACCUAUCACCGUGGAAAGACUGGCAUCAUUUGGAGCAGGGUGCUGACUCUGGCUUAGAAGCCUCCAUAGAGGUUAGCAGUCCGUUUGACCCAUCAACAAUUCCUGGUUUUCCAGAGAACAUCACUAAAUGUCAGGAGGUUGAUUUACAGUUUGAAGGAGAUGAGGAAUUUAUGAUGCUUGACAGGGAAUCUUCCCUACCACCAAUAAUGACCCACAUUAUUCCCCCUAUCACGGAACGUGAGUCUGUCAAGUCAUCUGCUCGUCAAUCUAAGGAACCAUGUAAGAUUGUUUCAAAAGAAAGCACGAAAGUAGCAUCUUCCCCUAAAGAUUCCCCCAAAGCCACUGCUAAAGUGACACAUAAACAAACUAAAGUGGCUACAAAAGAGGACAACUCAAAAAUAUUGCUAAAGGAAAGUCCUAAGGUAUCUGCUAAGGUUUCACCUAAAGUGACCUCUAAAGCAGCUCCUAAAGAGUUGCCUAAAGAGAUUUCAAAAUCAGCAGCUAAGGAAUCCUCUCAAGCUAUCUCUAAAGACAGUCCUAAACUCACACCUAAAGACACAACAAAGCCCACAGUCAAAGAGGUAUCUAAAGUGGCAUCUAAGGCAAGUCCUAGUGAGAUUAUUAAAGUCACUUCUAAAGUGACCACCAAAGAUAGCCCCAUAUUGACUCCUAAAGAAAGUCCUAAAGAGUCCCCUAAAGAGAGCCCUAAAAUAACCCCAAUCGACACCCCUGUCUUGACCCCUGUCUCAACUCCUAAAGAGUCCCCUAAGGAAUCUCCUAAGGAAUCCCCUAAAGUUAUUGCUAAAGAACUUCCACAAGUUGUACCUAAAGAAGGUCUGAAAAUUACUCCUAAAGAAGUUGCCAAAGAAGCUUCAAAACCUUCCCCAAAAGAGGCCCCCAAAGAGGUGCAUAAAGUAGCACCUAAGGAAACUGCUAAAAUACCAACUAAAGAAGUUAGUAUGAUUCCAGCUAAAGAGUCCCCAAAAGUAGUCCCGAAAGAGAGCCCUAAAGUGACCCCCAAAGAAACCCCUAAACCAACCCCAGGAGAAGCCCCUAAAGUAGCACCAAAAGUAGCCUCUAAAGACGUUUCUAAAGAUAUCCCCAAAACAAUUCCUAAAGAAAAAUUCCCUGAACUGGAUGUUAAUCAUAGCUUUCACCAGCCCCAGAGUAAGUCUUCAUCUAUGUACCGUAGUCAGAGUGAGAUUCGAACAGAGAAGGUUGAGGAAGUUCCCAAGUCUUGGAGCAGUAGGCUCAGCAUAGAUCUCAGUGAAAAGUCCUUUGGAUUUGGCUUUGGUUCUACCCUACAGAGAGCUAAGUCAGCUCUUGAGGUUGUAUGGAAAUCUGGGUCUCAGACUACCCCUGCUGCGCCACCCGAGGAAACGUCAAACACCUCGUCUUCAUUUAUGGGGCGAUUCCGCACGCUGUCUGGUUCCACUACCAAUAACUCUAGUACUACAGUUGACUCAGAUAUCCAGAGAGAGCCUGUCUUCUUUAAAGCAGAGGAGGAUAAAACAGAAGCCGAGGAACAACCCGUGGACAGUGAGACCCACUAUGUUGAAGUAAUGGAGCAAGUGCUAGCUAACCUGGAGAACAGAACUAAUACUACUGAGACAGAGGAGCCUGAUGAGCCUGUUCAGGUGUGUGAGACUUCUCAGGACUAUGAUGUGUCUGAAGAUAUUGAAGCCACUCCAGACAUUGAUGCCUCUCAGGAUUUGGAAGCUUUGCAAGAGUUGGAAGCCCCAGGUGACAACGAAGCAAGUAAAGAAACAUGUGUUCUGGAGUAUGAUUGUAGUUUGGAUGAGCAGUAUGAUGAAGAGUACAGUGAGGAUUAUGAAAACCAACUGACUGAGGACACUGCUGAAUAUGAUGCCAUGGUAGAAUAUGUAGAUGUAGAAGAACCAGAUGAGACCGAGGGGAAUGAUCUGACAGAGGAGAUGGAAGAAGGUGAUGAGGAGCUAGAAGAGGUGGCAGAAAUAAUUGAAGAGGUAGCAGAGGUGUCAGAAAAGGUUGAACAAAAGCAAGAGGAUGAAAACAAAAAUCUUCCAGAAGAAAAACCAAUAGAGGCUCCACCUAAGAAGCGUAUUCGGCCCACAUUUAAGGAGGCGGCGCUGAGGGCCUACAGGAAACAGAUGGCCGAACUGGAGCAGCAGAUCCUUGCAGGGGACACCAGUGUUUUGGAUACUCAGCCUCGCAGUCUUUUGGAUCCCAAAGUGCUCGGCUUGCAGACCGGGGGGGCUGGCAGUAUUCUUUAUGGUAUUGACAGCAUGCCAGAUUUACGUCGCAAGAGGACAGUGCCUCUUGUCCGAGACCUGGCUUUGACCCUAACUGCUCGAAAGGCAGGCAUCUCGUUCGCUCUGGUGAACAGGUCCACCCUGAAUAACGAGGAACUGAAACUACACGUCUUCAAGAAAACUCUGCAGGCACUGAUCUACCCAAUUUCAUCCACAACACCCCAUAAUUUCGAGGUGUGGACAGCAACUGCACCCACCUACUGCCAUGAGUGUGAGGGUCUGUUGUGGGGCAUCGCCCGGCAGGGGAUGCGCUGCUCUGAGUGUGGGGUUAAAUGCCAUGAGAAGUGCCAGGACCUGCUCAAUGCAGAUUGUUUACAAAGGGCAGUGGAGAAGAGCUCCAAGCAUGGGGCAGAAGAUAAAACCCAGAAUAUCAUCAUGGCUAUGAAGGAACGCAUGAAGAUAAGGGAGAAGAACCGCCCUGAAGUAUUUGAAGUGAUCCAGGAGAUGUUCCACAUUUCCAAAGAGGACUUCAGCAGCCAUCUGAAAACAGCCAAGCAGGCUGUGUUGGAAGGGACCUCUAAGUGGUCAGCCAAAAUCAGCAUAACAGUUAUGAGUGCGCAGGGUUUACAGGCCAAGGAUAAAACGGGCUCCAGCGACCCUUAUGUAACCGUCCAGGUGGGCAAGACCAAACGCAGGACGAAGACCAUCUUUGGAAACCUCAAUCCAGUCUGGGAUGAGAAGUUUAACUUUGAAUGUCAUAACGCUACCGACCGCAUCAAGGUGCGUGUGUGGGAUGAGGACGAUGACAUCAAAUCACGGGUGAAGCAACAUUUCAAGCGCGAGUCAGAUGAUUUCCUGGGCCAGACCAUCAUCGAGGUUCGCACUCUCAGUGGGGAGAUGGACGUAUGGUACAAUCUAGAUAAAAGAACUGACAAAUCUGCAGUAUCUGGUGCCAUCAGACUCAAGAUCAGCGUGGAAAUGAAAGGGGAGGAGAACGUGGUUCCUCCUCAUGGCCAGUACACCUGUUUACAUGAGAACCUUUUCCACUAUCUGACCGAGGUGAAGAACAGCGGGGUAGUGAAGAUCCCGCAGGUGAAAGGGGAAGAGGCGUGGAAGGUCUACUUUGACGAUGUGUCGCAGGAGAUAGUGGAUGAGUUUGCCAUGAGAUACGGAGUGGAAUCCAUCUAUCAGGCUAUGACGCAUUUCUCUUGUCUGUCCGCCAAAUACAUGUGUCCUGGGGUGCCAGCAGUGAUGAGCAACCUGCUUGCUAAUAUCAAUUCCUACUUCGCCCAUCCCACUACCACCACCACAACCACUGCCUCUGCUUCAGACCGAUUUGCUGCCUCUAACUUUGGGAGGGAGAAAUUUGUCAAAUUACUGGACCAGCUGCACAACUCAUUGAGGAUCGACCUCUCCAAAUAUCGGGAUAAUUUCCCUGCGGGAAACCCAGAGCGCCUCCAAGAUCUGAAAUCUACUGUUGAUCUGCUGACCAGCAUCACGUUCUUCAGGAUGAAGGUGCAAGAACUCCAGAGUCCACCAAGAGCCAGUAUGGUGGUGAAGGACUGCGUGAAAGCCUGUCUAGACUCCACCUAUAAAUACAUCUUUGAUAACUGUCAUGAGCUAUACAACCAGCUCCUUGAUCAGAGCCGGAAGCAAGACCUUCCCAGGGAGGAACAGGGUCCAUCGAUAAAGAACCUGGACUUCUGGCCAAAACUCAUCACUCUGAUGGUCUCUGUGAUUGAUGAGGACCGGACGGCUUACACCCCUGUCAUUAACCAGUUUCCACAGGAGCUGAAUGCGGGCAAGAUCAGCGCUGAAAUCAUGUGGAGUCUCUUUGCCCUGGAUAUGAAGUAUGCAAUGGAAGAGCAUGAAAAGCACCGCCUAUGCAAAAGCACUGAAUACAUGAAUCUUCACUUCAAAGUCAAAUGGUUCCAUAAUGAGUAUGUCCGUGACCUGCCGGCCUUCAAGGAUGUUCCACCUGAAUAUUCUCUGUGGUUUGAGCCAUUUGUCAUUCAGUGGCUUGAUGAAAAUGAAGAUGUUGCUAUGGAUUUCCUCAAUGGAGCGCUGGAAAGGGACAAGAAAGAUGGAUUCCAGCAAACCUCAGAGCAUGCCCUCUUUUCCUGUUCUGUGGUGGAUGUGUUCACUCAGCUAAACCAGAGUUUUGAGAUUAUCAAGAAGCUGGAAUGCCCAAACCCACAGGCUCUGGCUCACUUCAUGUGCCGCUUUGCGAAGACUAUAAACAAAGUUCUUCUGCAAUAUGCUGCAAUCAUAUCCAAGGACUUUCCUUUGUAUUUGAAUAAGGAGAAUGUGCCAUGCAUCCUUCUCAACAACAUUCAGCAGCUUCGUGUCCAGCUGGAGAAGAUGUUUGAGUCCAUGGGUGGCAAGCAGGAGGAGGGGGUUGUGUCCUUCUGUAAGCUGGAUGCAGAGGCCAGUGAUCUGCUAAAGGAGCUGCAAAAUAAACUCAACACAGUGCUGGAUGAGCUCAGCGGAGUGUUUGGCUCCAGUUUUAAGCCUGUGAUUGAGGACUGUGUGAAGCAGAUGAACCAGGAGCUGGUUCAGAUGAAAGGUCCAGCCAAAGGAAGUAAUGCUGCCAUGGAUGCAGAGACUGUCCUCCGGCCUCUUAUGGACCUUCUGGACAAAAAUUUAAUGUUAUUUGCCAAGAUUUGUGAGAAAACAGUGCUGAAACGAGUCCUCAAAGAGCUUUGGAAGAUUGUGCUGAACACAAUCGAGAGAACAAUUGUUCUGCCUCCGCUGAGUGACCAGAGUCAAGGAGCUCAGAUGAUCUUCAGUGCUGCCAAGGACUUGGGACAGCUGUCCAAACUGAAGGAGCAUGUCAUCCGAGAAGAAGCCAGAAGUCUGACACCACGCCAGUGCGCAGCCAUGGACCUUGUGCUUCCCACCAUCAAGCAAUACUUCCAUGCUGGAGGAAAUGGCCUGAAGAAAACUUUCCUCGAAAAGAGCCCUGAUAUGAAGUCCCUCAAAUAUGCUCUCAGCCUUUACACUCAACCUACAGAUGCCUUGAUCAAGAAAUAUAUAUGCACCCAAACCUCUCAAGGUCAGUCAUCCAACGGAUCAGUGGGGGAGGUGUCGAUGCAAGUGAAUCUCAUCUCUCACCCUGGCACUGGAGAGCACAAAGUCAGCGUGAAGGUGGUCGGCGUGAACAACCUCAUCUGGCAAACCAACGCCAUGUUCCGGCCAUUUGUAGAAGUCAAUGCUGUGGGUCCACAUCUGGCUGACAAGAAGCGCAAAUUCAGCACCAAGACCAAGAAUAACAAUUGGUCACCAAAGUACAAUGAAACAUUCCAGUAUGUUCUGAGUAACGAACACGGUCCAGAGGCCUAUGAGCUCCAUGUCUCAGUGAAGGACUACUGCUUUGCCCGUGAGGACCGCAUCAUCGGCAUGACCGUCAUCCCUCUCAGAGAGCUGGCAGACAAGGGCAGCUGCACCGCCUGCUACCCGCUGGUGAAGAGCAUCUCCAUGGACGAAACGGGCAUCACCAUCAUGAGGAUACUCUCUCAAAGGACCAACGACGAGGUGGCCAAAGAGUUUGUGCGUCUCAAGACAGACACACGCUCGACGGAGGAAGUGUCAUAACGUGGAGCAAAAAAAAAACAAAAACCCACAGUAUUAAAUGAGUUGUGUUGUCUUAGGUAAACGAUAGCGAGGGAAAGAUGGAAGACGAGAAAGAGCGGUAGCAACAGUUGUUCUUUCGGGAUAGAGGAUCACUCAGAAGGAGAAUAAGAUUGUCCAAAGAGAAAUGGAGGAGGCCCAAAUGUGGCGAGGCAGCAAAGAGAGAGAGAGAGCGAGAGAGAGAAAGUUGUGUUUGUUUGUUUGUUUUUGUGCAUGUGCGUAAAACAUCUGUUGGAAUGUUCAUUUUAAAACUACAGUAUGUACAAGUGUUUACUUACCGUAUGCUUACUAUUAAGUACUAUAUUCUACGAGUUAUGUUAAUGAGACAUGAUACCUUUUGUACAACAUUAGUCUUUUUGAACAGAGAUUUGUUCCAAUAAAGUGCCAAACCAGUGGAAAAAAAAGAACAAAAUCAACGUAUAUGAAUUAUGGUGAACUUAGUAUGUUUGAAAUUUGCUCGAUUAUUUUGUCCGGUGUAAGUCAUUUUCUGACCAUGUGGCGUUUCGAUUGUUGCAAAUUCGUUCAUUUUGCACCCUCGUUUUUUGGCCUCACGUGCUUCCACACAGCACUGUUGUGCAUGUCCUCUUCUCGGUCAUGUCUCUCCCAUGAUCCCACAGUGACCGCUGAGCAGGGUCCUGUCCCCUUGCCUUCAAACUGUUUGUAUUUUAAGUCGACCUGAAAAUAGACCAUGUUUUUUUAAAUGGCGAUGACUGCUAUCUAAACCUUCAUAGGUGUUUGUAAUUUUAUAACCAUGACAACAAUGACGACAGCCUCCAGUGCUAACAGUCCUAGCAGAAAGGUUCGAAAUGUUUUCUUUUUCUUUGGCUUUUUGUUCUUUGUUUUUCGGCCAUCGGCUUCCAACCUUUCUGAAUGACCACUGUGAACAUGAGCUUUGGAAGGCAAGCUUACAUGACAUUGCUGACAGUUUGAUAUUAUUGUUUCAUAUUUUUCCGAUAACUUUGUUCCUGAUAAACUGCCAAAGUUAUAUAAAGUAUUUGUACAAAAGCAAUCCAUUACAUGUAUGAAGAUAUAUAUGUACAUGUGAUCUUUACUUUUUCAAUGCUUAAUAUUUGAUUGUUGAUAGGGUGGUACUAAGAUUUUAUUUUUUUUAUUUCAUGUGAAGCUGUUAACCGAUACGAAAGUUGCACAUGUUACUUUACACGUUAGUUUUAUCAGCUUCUGUCAUUGGAAUUAUUUUUCUUCAUAAAGGAAAGAGUCUAACAUUUGGUAAAUAUGCAACAUUCCUAUGUAUUGCACUGAUGGCGAAUUGUAUGUCAUGUAAAUAUAUUUAGUGAGAUAUUGUACAAAAGUCUACUUUUCUUCUAUGUGCAUAAAGUAUGUGCAAAUGUGUUAAAACA
This is a messenger RNA of Oreochromis niloticus (Nile tilapia), 9886 nucleotides long. RefSeq names its product unc-13 homolog C (C. elegans) (gene unc13c). The record is from RefSeq and is a predicted model, not a curated record. Bases 750 to 8492 code for a protein of 2580 amino acids. Gene Ontology annotation, biological process: synaptic vesicle priming; presynaptic dense core vesicle exocytosis; synaptic transmission, glutamatergic. Gene Ontology annotation, molecular function: calmodulin binding; syntaxin-1 binding; diacylglycerol binding. The transcript has 34 exons. Gene Ontology annotation, cellular component: neuromuscular junction; presynaptic active zone cytoplasmic component; plasma membrane. NCBI's taxonomy places the organism in Eukaryota, Metazoa, Chordata, Actinopteri, Cichliformes, Cichlidae.